Molecule: messenger RNA, 3161 nt
Organism: Alexandromys fortis (reed vole)
Lineage: Eukaryota; Metazoa; Chordata; Mammalia; Rodentia; Cricetidae
Gene: Znf362
Product: zinc finger protein 362
Exons: 9
Coding region: 237-1493 (418 amino acids)
Biological process (GO): regulation of transcription by RNA polymerase II
Molecular function (GO): DNA-binding transcription factor activity, RNA polymerase II-specific; RNA polymerase II cis-regulatory region sequence-specific DNA binding
Source: RefSeq, a predicted model, not a curated record
CAGCAGGCGACCCGGAAGGUUUGCGCGCCGCUCCGCACCGAGCUCUAGCCGCGCGCCGCUGCCGGAGCCGGGAGCCCCCAGCCCGGCCCUGCUCGGGCCGCCGGGCUCGGGGCUGCGGCCACAUCCCGGAGCUCCGCCAGCACUGCCAGGUGCUGUUGGGAACACAGAGGAAGUGACUGACUGGGGUUCAGGGAAAGCUCCGUAGAAGAGGGAACACUUGAGCUGGGUCUUGAAGGAUGAGUAGAAGUUCACCAAGUGGGAAAGGACCCUCUAGGAUGGCCGAACCUCGAUUUAACAACCCCUACUUCUGGCCCCCUCCUCCCACCAUGCCCAGCCAGCUGGACAACCUGGUCCUGAUUAACAAGAUCAAAGAGCAGCUGAUGGCGGAGAAGAUCCGGCCACCUCACUUGCCACCCACCUCAGCCUCAUCCCAACAGCCACUGCUAGUGCCCCCCGCGCCCGCCGAGACCAGCCAGGCCGUCAUGUCACUGCCCAAGCUGCAGCAGGUGCCAGGGUUGCACCCGCAGUCUGUGCCGCAGCCCGAUGUGGCGCUGCACGCUAGGCCGGCCACCAGUACCGUCACAGGUCUGGGGCUUUCCUCUCGAACCCCCGCUGUGAGUACGUCUGAGUCAACCCCAGGCACCGGCACAGGCACCAGUACCCCAUCCACACCUACCACCACCAGCCAGAGCCGCCUCAUCGCCUCAUCCCCCACCCUCAUCUCAGGGAUCACCAGCCCCCCCCUCCUGGACUCCAUCAAGACAAUCCAGGGCCACGGCCUCCUUGGACCCCCCAAGUCUGAACGCGGCCGCAAAAAGAUCAAGGCAGAGAACCCAGGGGGUCCCCCUGUCCUUGUUGUCCCCUACCCCAUCCUGGCCUCCGGUGAGACCGCAAAGGAGGGCAAGACAUACAGGUGUAAGGUGUGCCCGCUCACCUUUUUCACCAAGUCUGAGAUGCAGAUCCACUCCAAGUCGCACACAGAGGCCAAGCCCCACAAGUGCCCGCACUGCUCCAAGUCCUUUGCCAACGCCUCCUACCUGGCCCAGCACCUGCGCAUCCACCUGGGCGUCAAGCCCUACCACUGCUCCUACUGUGACAAGUCUUUCCGUCAGCUCUCCCACCUCCAGCAGCACACCAGAAUCCACACAGGCGACAGACCCUACAAGUGCCCACAUCCUGGCUGUGAGAAGGCUUUCACUCAGCUCUCCAACCUCCAGUCUCAUCAACGCCAGCACAACAAGGACAAGCCCUACAAAUGUCCCAACUGCUACAGGGCCUACUCAGACUCCGCCUCCCUCCAGAUCCACCUCUCCGCCCACGCCAUCAAGCACGCUAAGGCCUACUGCUGCAGCAUGUGUGGGCGGGCCUACACCUCGGAGACCUACCUGAUGAAGCACAUGUCCAAACACACAGUGGUGGAACACCUGGUGAGCCAUCACUCACCCCAGAGGACGGAGUCCCCCGGCAUCCCGGUGCGAAUCUCUCUGAUCUGAGCCCACCUGUGGCGCCGCCCCGCCCACUUGGCAGACGUAGACCUAGGCAGCACCCAGCCUAACUCCCGCUGGGGCCUCCAGGAACCACCAAGCUCUCUCACGACCUUCCCACCCUGCCAGAAAGCUUGGUCCGCAGAAGCCCUGCCUGGUCCGGCUCCUGGGCAGCCAGGCCAACUGCAAGAUUCUGGACUGUUCUGGUGGCAUCCAAAGACGAUCUCAGAGCACUUUGAACCUGUCUGUUGGGUUUUUCUUUUUGUUCCCCCUCCCUCACUUGCUUCACUGUUUCUUGUUUUUAAGUUUGUCUUGGAAAUAACAAAAAGGAUAUUUAUUGGCCAGAAUGUUGGUGCUGCUAAGAACGAGAAACUAAAAGGACUGGACAGACGGAUACAGAGAACCAGAGGGCAGCGUGGGACCUUCUCUGGCCAUUGCCUCAGGUCUCGAGGGGAGGCUCGGGCCUGGGGUUCUGGACUUCAAAGGGGACCCUCCCCCAGGUGGGAGGAAGACAGGAGACAGCUGGAGUGAGCCCUUCAGCCCCAUCACCCCGCUCAAAUUGCCUGAGCCUUGCCCUAGCCUUUACUGGGCAAAGGGUACGGCAGCUGCCAGGGCUGCCUGGCUUCAGGGCAUGGAAACAAGAGGGGUCUGGGGAGCCGCGGGACCAAAGGGUGCAGUGACGGCUGGGUGGUAUGCCCAGGGAAGUGGGUUGGGGGGGUGCCUGGUGAAACCUGGCUCUUCCCCUGCUGCCCUGAAGACCAUCCCAGUCUACCUCGGUGCUGGCCAGGAAACCUAUUGGCUACCUCUCCCUCCACUCCAGACUGUGGGCAGGUGGACGGGGAUGGAGUGGGCCCGGAGCUAAGACCUCCUUCAGAAUUCCCUCCAGAAGGGGACAGUGCCCAGGGAGGAGUUGUCUUUCUCGCUACAGAGGGGGACUCCCCAACCCAGACCCCAGGCCCUGCAGCAGGGAUAGGAUCCUCCAAAGGAGGUCCCAGGAGCAGACCCUGCCCCCAGACCCCGCCCCCUAGACAUCCCAAUCCGAAAGCCAUGCGUGUCCGUGUAUAUAGGAACUAUGUACAGAGCCCAGAGAAGCCCUUCCACAUCCCCCCCCAGAGAGGAAGAAAACUAGACAAAACUCAUCUAUAUAUUCUGUAUCUGGAGUCCAUUUGAAUAUUAACUGUGUUAUUUUUAUACACUUUUUAAGCCUUAACUCGACAUUGAUUUACCAGUUUAACGUUUCCUGGGGUUUCUUUUCCACUGGGAGGGGGGGUUCUCUGCCACCCCCACCCCGACCCCUCUGUUUGACCUGCGUCGUCUGAUACUCAGUAUUGUAGCUUUCCGUCCGCAUGUACUACCCUGUAAAUACGCUGUUUCAUGCUGUUAACACCCCUUGGCUUUUUUUCUAUGGGACCUCCAGGCCACCAUAUUUAGAAAUAGUUACCUUAUUAAAAAAGAGAAAACGGUCUGUUGGCUUCUCAGUCUGCAUCUUGGUGGCAGGGAGGCGAGGGCAGGUGGCCCUCGGAGCUUCAGGAGAGAAACUUAUGUUCUAUUAAAGAAGGGGGUAAGCCUAAACAAAUCAAACAUGGGGGAAGAACACUGAAGGGGGCGAGAGUCAAAGGGACGCACCCUCUGCUCUUUGUAUCUCUGACGUGAAGAAUAAACUGUACCUACACCUGG